Molecule: messenger RNA, 2603 nt
Organism: Monopterus albus (swamp eel)
Lineage: Eukaryota; Metazoa; Chordata; Actinopteri; Synbranchiformes; Synbranchidae
Gene: fut11
Product: fucosyltransferase 11 (alpha (1,3) fucosyltransferase)
Exons: 5
Coding region: 167-1660 (497 amino acids)
Cellular component (GO): Golgi membrane
Molecular function (GO): alpha-(1->3)-fucosyltransferase activity
Source: RefSeq, a predicted model, not a curated record
GAACGUAGAAGAAGAAUUCAGCUGUUUUUGUUUUAUACCGUUGGCUGAUAGCGGACAGCAUUUUAUUGUUACGCCCAGACAAACCAAACUUUGAUUUGAAAAAACUAUAUAUUUGGGAGAUUAAUUAAGGCAAACACAGCUUCAUGUGUUUUCUGCAGUGGUAAAGAUGGCAGGUAGGCACAGGCUGGUCUCCUGUCUGUGUCUGGGUCUGUUUGGUGUCCUGUGCUGGGUCUGGGUCUCCUUUGCCUCCUUUCCAGAUGAUCAGCUUUCCCUGGAGGCCUUGGAUGCAGUGGAACGAGGAGCCUUUCAACCCCAGAGUGCUCUAUCUGAGAUGGAGUUUGCCUCCAUCAGUUCAUACAGAGGACCUGGCAACAGUGACCGCCGCAGCAAUAAGGAGCUGCCCAUUCUCCUCUGGUGGAGUGGGGGACUGUUCCCACAUUUUCCUGGUGACACUGAACGCAUUGAUUGCACCACAUCCUCCUGCCUGGUCACAAGCAACCGCAAGGUGCAACUGUACAAACGGACAGCAUCCAUCAUCUUUUAUGGGACAGACUUCAGGGCAUAUGAGGCACCACUACCUCGACUCCGCCACCAGACCUGGGCACUGUUUCAUGAAGAGUCACCCAUGAAUAACUACAUACUCUCCCAUGGACCAGGAAUUCGACUGUUCAACUACACCGCCACAUUUCGGAGGGAGUCCGACUAUCCUCUGACCCUGCAGUGGCUACCCUCCCUGGACUACCUGCUGGAGCCUGUAGCGGUGUCCCUAGAGGAGAAGAACCGCCUGAGGAGGGAGGGUCUGGCUCCUGUGCUUUACAUGCAGUCACACUGCGAUGUGCCGUCAGACAGAGACAGAUAUGUCAAGGAGCUCAUGAAGUACAUUGAGGUGGAUUCUUAUGGGAAAUGCUUGAACAAUAAACCAAUACCUGAACAUUUGGAGGACACAGCCACUGCUACCGGCGAGGAACCCGGGUUCAUGAAUUUUGUUACACGCUACAAGUUCCACCUGGCAUUAGAGAAUGGCCUUUGUCCAGAUUAUAUGACGGAGAAGCUGUGGCGGCCUCUCCAUCAGGGCUGUGUGCCUGUCUAUCGAGGCUCCUCCGUGGUGGCAGACUGGAUGCCCAACAACCAUUCUGCAGUCAUCAUAAAUAACUUCCCCUCGCCAAAAGCUCUUGCUGACUUCCUCAAACAUCUUGAUGAGAAUGAUGAAGAAUAUGUCAAAUAUUUAGAGUUCAAGAACCCCAGACACAUUACGAAUUCACUCUUGCUGGAGGCUCUAGAGACUCGUGAGUGGGGGGUUAAUGACAUGAGUAAACCUAACUACUUGAAUGGGUUUGAAUGUUAUGUGUGUGAUCAGGAGAAUGCGCGAUUAGCAGCAGAACGAGCAUUUAGGAAAGCCCCCAAGAAAAACCAACCUCCUCAGCCUCAAAUGGCCGAUAACUCUCACAUGGGAUGCCCCCUGCCCAGCCCAGGGUACGGAGAUGUGCAAGACCUACCUGCAGAUGAUGGAUGGUUACAAAUAUGGCCUCAGGAUUACUGGCAGAGCCUGGACCAAGCAGAGGGGCUGGAGUCUCUGAUAAGACAUAACGAGUCAGACCCUUCCCUGCUGUGGAAGCACAUCCAAACUAUAGCCAUGAGCCGAGCCAGAGGAAAACACUGACACAGGCCUCGAAACAAACAGAGGAUGGAGCACAUCCAGAAUUACAGGGGUGUCCCAUAUUACCCCCUCUGUUUAAAUGAGGGAAUGAAGCAGAAAUGACUCAUUUAUGCACCUGAGUCAAAACUCCUAUCUAUAGACAUUGUACUAAGCUGAUGUGAUACUUUUUAUUUGUUCUUUAUCCCAAAUGCAGUAAUGGGAAGAUGUUUUAGACUGCUCUGUGCUAAUAUUUUCACAUUGUUUUAUGGCUGAGAUCCCAUCAUUACCCAUUUUCCUCCUUGAAAUGUUAACAUUAACUACAUGCAGUGCAGUUGUUCCAGAAAGGCAUGUACUCACAGGAGGCACAGUUUCAUUGGACUGGGGCAGAGCCAGAAUCCUGCCCUCUGUACCCCAGGAGCUGCGUCUAACCGAGUGUAAAGACAGUAGCUAAUGAACUGCAUUAGCUUCUUUAAAGUUACCCAGCAGGUAGGUGAUGGUUAUUAUAGUUACAUUUCUGUACACAGCUUUUAAGUCACUAUGCAAGGAAAAUGUUAUUUCACCAAGAAGUGGAGAACAUCAGAUUUAAAAGUUAAGCACAAGUGGGAAAUCACCUCUCCAAAUGAAAACUAGCUCUCAGGAACAGCACGUCAUUACUGUACUAGAUACUGUAUAAUACAGCUACACUUGUUUUCUGUUCCAGGAUGCCAAGAUCAUCUUUAUGUACAAUAAUUCUUUAAUCCCAGUUUUUUAAACAUGUAACUGCUUGGGACGGUCUUCUGUGUCUACUGGUGCACUACCUUUGUAUCACUUUCAUACCAGGAUCAUAAAAAUCAUUUUAUUUUGUUAACAAAGCAUCAUGUAUGUGAACACACUAGUUUGUAUCAAGAACAAAAGUAGUAAACACUUUGUAACAUUCAUUUUCUUCCAUAACUGUUGAUAAAUUACAAUUAGUACCCCAUUUGCCACU